Auanema sp. JU1783 is the source of this 1581-nucleotide messenger RNA. NCBI's taxonomy places the organism in Eukaryota, Metazoa, Nematoda, Chromadorea, Rhabditida, Rhabditidae. The record is from the annotation of a GenBank genome assembly.
AUGCUCGAUACUAUCGUCACUUAUGCGCCCAACUGGACAUCAGACUUCACAUGGCUCUUAGUCGUGGCUUUCAUCUUUGCUUUCUGGGUUUCUUAUGGUAUGGGAGCUAAUGACUCCUGUAACGAUUGGGGUCCAGCUGUUGGAGCUGGUACUGUGAAGUUAUGGCAAGCUUACGUUCUUUGCGGAAUCUUCAACACCCUCGGAGCUGUUUUACUUGGUUACAAAGUAACUGAGACGUUGCGUUCCGGAAUUGUUGACCCAAGUAUUUUCGAUGUCUAUGCCGCAUACAACCAUUCUACAAACAGUUACCAAGUUGUGGAUCACUGUGGUAACGCUACACUAACUGCUGGAUAUCGUCCUCCAGCAAUCAGUAAUGACACCGUACCUGUGGAGUGCGCCAAAUACACUUCGGCUGAUUUUAUAGUUGGACAGACUGGUGCUAUGUGCGGAGUUGCAGCUUUCAUGGUUGUGUCAUCAAUUUAUAAAAUCCCAGUAUCUGCCACACAUGCCAUCGUCGGAGGUUCCUUGGCUGCUUCUCUUUACCUCAGAGGCAACGUUGGUAUCAACUGGUCAGAGGUCAUCAAUAUAGUGAUCUCCUGGUUCGUUUCUCCAGUUAUUGCUGGAAUCAUCUCUGCUGCCUUCUAUAUUGCUGUCAAGUUCACUGUACUCAUUCGUCCAGAUACUUUCAAGGCUGCUCUCCACGCUUGUCCAGUAUUUAUGAUGAUCACUUUAACCAUCAACCUUUAUGCCUGUAUCUUUGAUGGAUCUAAAUAUCUCGGAUUUGAUAAGCUUAACUCAUGGCAAGCAUUCUUAGUUUCCUUAGGUGCUGGAGUUCUUGGUUGGAUCGUUCUUACCUUCCCUCUCAAAAACUGGUUGAAAAACCGUGCCAACCGCUUGUUCAAUGAAGAGCAACGCAAGGAACAGAUAAGACUCGAGAAGGGUAUCGUAAAAGAGAAGCAAUCAAAGAAAGUCACAGACAUGAGAACACCAGAUGUCGAUUUGGAAACCGCCAAGAACCUCCCAUGGUACAAGUUCUUCUACUGCUCUGUACCAGAAGAACGUUUAACCACAAAGGUCUUCAAUGCUCUUCAAAUUGUUUCAUCAUCUAUGCUUUCGUUCACACAUGGUGCCAAUGAUACAGGAAACACAGUUGGACCCCUUCUUGCUGUUUGGUUGUGCUACCAAACCGGAUAUGCCUUCACCGCUGCUGAAACUAGAGAUGACUCUCAAAUUCUCUUAGCUUUUGGAGCUAUUGCUAUGAUCUUUGGUUUCGUUACUCUCGGACAUCGUACCAUCAAGCUCAUCGCUAAGGAAAUUACUGUAGAUAUGAGUCCAAUUUCUGGCUUCUGCAUUGAAGUUGGUACUGCUUUCACCGUACUCGUCUGUGUCAAACUAGGAAUCCCUGUUUCAUCUACUCACUGCGCUGUUGGAGCUGUAUUGUUCGUAGGACUGGCCAAGUCCACAAGCGAAGGAGUGUCGUUCGCUACCUUCCGGAAAAUCGUGAUUGUGUGGUUAUUGUGCUUCCCUGUUUCUGCCGUAAUAGGAGUUGCUACCACAAUGGUCCUCAUCCGUUUCGUCUAA